Protomyces lactucae-debilis is the source of this 2301-nucleotide messenger RNA. Its product is annotated as tRNA synthetases class I (C) catalytic domain-containing protein. Gene Ontology annotation, cellular component: cytoplasm. Gene Ontology annotation, biological process: cysteinyl-tRNA aminoacylation. Bases 1 to 2301 code for a protein of 766 amino acids. The transcript has a single exon. Gene Ontology annotation, molecular function: cysteine-tRNA ligase activity; ATP binding. NCBI's taxonomy places the organism in Eukaryota, Fungi, Ascomycota, Taphrinomycetes, Taphrinales, Protomycetaceae. The record is from RefSeq and is a predicted model, not a curated record.
AUGUCCACCAGAGGAUUGGCCAUUCGCCAAGGUCUUCAGACACCAGCCCCACUCAAGUUCUACGACUCGCUGCAGAAGUCAGUGCGUCCAUUCGAGCCGCUAUCCAGCGAUCAAGUUACUUGGUAUUCUUGUGGACCAACUGUUUAUGAUGCCUCUCACAUGGGCCACGCCCGCAACUAUGUCACCACCGAUAUCUUGCGUAGGCUGCUGCAGGACUAUUUUGGCUAUCGAGUCGUCUAUGUCCAGAAUGUGACCGAUGUGGAUGACAAGAUCAUCGUCAGGGCCAGACAGAAUCUUGUGUUUGCUCAAUAUGUCGCGGAUUGCAUGGACCGAACAGGAAGUUACUCCUCUGCCGUAAAGCAAAUCAAACAGUGGUGGAAGAACUUCGCAGCAGAUCACCUCGUCUAUCAUGGGGAGCCUGCAGAUUGGAGUCACAGCAGGCCUAAGCUGCGCGAUACAGAGGGCUUCCCGAAAGACCAGAUGUAUAUUGACGCCCUGACUGCUUCAGCCCAGGCUUUGUCAAACGGAAACGAUUUCAGCCCUGGUUUCUUUGACUCUGUCCGCGACGUUGUUCUUUAUGGUAUUGGAGCGUCUCAGGUCAUCCCCUCUGAUGAAAUGAUCAAGGCUACAAAGGAGUUGACAACUUAUUGGGAAGAACGCUUCAACGACGACAUGAAGAGGUUGAAUGUCGUAGCACCGACAAAGGUUACACGCGUCACGGAAUACAUGUUGCCAAUCGUGGAAUUCGUGCAAAAGAUUAUUGAUCAUCAAUUUGCAUACGUGUCUUCUGGAUCAGUCUAUUUCAAUGUCACCGCAUUCAUCGACGCCGGUCACGCCUACGCGAAGCUCAAACCGACCUCAAUGGCACAGGCAGAUGAUCUUUUACAAGAGGCAGAAGGAGUUCUUUCCACGCAAAUAGGAGAAGCGCGGAAGAGCAAGCGAGACUUUGCAAUAUGGAAAGCGUCCAAACCAGGUGAGCCUGCGUGGGACUCUCCAUGGGGCCCUGGCCGACCAGGAUGGCACAUUGAGUGUUCAGCAAUGGCAUCUGCUGAAUUUGGUUCUGUUAUUGACAUUCAUUCUGGCGGCGAAGACUUGACAUUUCCGCAUCACGACAAUGAAUUGGCGCAGUCGGAAGCCUAUCACAAUAAUCACGAAUGGGUCAGGUACUUCGUACACACGGGUCAUCUGCAUAUCCGUGGACUGAAGAUGUCAAAAAGCCUCAAAAACUUUAUCACAAUUGAGGAUGCUUUUUCCAAGGAGAAAAUGUCUGCACGUCUGAUGCGUCUGAUAUUCUUGAGUGGUAAAUGGCGCGGCCGCGUCGAUUACAACGAAGAUUUGAUCAAGGGCGUCAAGGCUAUGGAACAAAAGUACUCGGAGUUCUUCACCCAGAUUCGUAAUCUGGAACGAGCAGAGACUGCGAGUGCUGAUAAUGAGAGCAAUGAGUUGGAGGCAAAACUUGUUGAUACCAUAGCAGCCGUCGAUGGAGUCCUUGCCGACGACUUUGACACGCCGAACAUGUUAUCCUUGCUUCGGGAACUGCUCAACGUUGCAAACAAGACAAUGCUCAAUGACAUUCCACCUGUCAAAUCAUUACUACGGGUAGCUCGUUAUUUCUCUACAAUGUUUGAAGUGGUCGGCAUCGAAAUCGCUCAGGAUGGUCUGGGCUGGGCCGAGGCAGAUGUGGAUGUCGAACUUUAUCGCCAAGUUCAGGCCCUUGCUCAGUGUCGGCAGCGAUUACGAGAGACGUUUGCAACAAGCAGUCAAUCACCUGGUGAUCUGGAUACUCUGGUCCAGGAACUGCGCGGCAUCAGUGUUCAGGAACCAAGCUUAGCGACCUUCCGUCAGGAGUUGGCUGAGAGGUUGCAAUCAAGACCCGUCAAGCAGGACAUUUUGCAAGAGCUCGAUCGCUUUCGCGACUAUACCUUAGUCGAUCUUGGUAUCGCGCUUGAUGACAGGAAGAAUGGCUUUGUACUCAAGCCGGGUGAGCGUGAUGAAAUGGUAGCACGACGGGAAGAGAAGUUGGAGGAUGUACGCCAAAAGGCUGCACGCAAGGAAGCUGCUCUAGCCAAAGAGGCUGAGCAGAUGAAGAAAGGUGCUUUGCCUGCCAAGGACAUGUUUCGGCACAUUGACACCUUCACUCAAUUUGACGCGACUGGUCUGCCAACACAUGUGAAAGACGAUGCAGGUCAAGAGCUUCCUAUCAGCAAGAGUCAGCUGAAAAAGCUGCAGAAGGAGUAUCAAGCUCAAUCCAAGCUCAAUCACAGAUAUGAAGAUUGGAUUGGACGGAAUCAGGCUAUCUAA